GGAUAUCCGAGUCAUCCACCGCAGCCGCCUCCACCUCAGCCCCAACAUGGACCCUAUCCUUCUCAACCAUACGGAUCAUACCCGCCCUAUCCAUACUCCUCGCCCUAUCCACAGCAACCUUAUCCGUACUUGUCGCGAUCGUUCAUGCCAUCACCCUACAACGUUCCACCUCCACCUUAUCCUCCACCGUACGGUGCCCCAUUGUAUCAGGGACAAUCGGCCUACAAUGCGCCACCUCAAACUCAGCAUCCCUCGACGAAAUCUCGAGAUCUUCAGUUCCAGACGCCCACGACAGGUGUAGGUGUGCCUCAGCGUCGGAAACGGGGCAAGUUACCGAUCAGAGCAGAUACGACAAACACAGAAUCUGCGAGUGCGAGUGCAUCAGUUAUCUCUGCGGCAAAUGACGGUGCCGUGCCCGAGGGGAGCCACAGUCGUAGUAGAUCUCAGGGUUCGCGGACAUCAAGUG
Molecule: messenger RNA, 466 nt
Organism: Serpula lacrymans var. lacrymans S7.9
Lineage: Eukaryota; Fungi; Basidiomycota; Agaricomycetes; Boletales; Serpulaceae
Exons: 2
Source: RefSeq, a predicted model, not a curated record